Molecule: messenger RNA, 1099 nt
Organism: Peromyscus maniculatus bairdii (prairie deer mouse)
Lineage: Eukaryota; Metazoa; Chordata; Mammalia; Rodentia; Cricetidae
Source: RefSeq, a predicted model, not a curated record
CCUGCUACUCUUAAAAGAAACUUGGUUUUGGAUACUGAAGAUUGGGGCAGGGAAUGGCAAGUGGGGAUGCCUAUCAGCUCCCAAAUUAGAAAAAAAAAGCUAUUAGUUUAAUUUUUUUAUUUGCACAGUUCCUCAAACAGUUAGGCCUGCAUCCUAACUGGCAGUUUGUUGAUGUGUACGGGAUGGAGCCUGAACUUCUCAGCAUGGUACCAAGACCAGUGUGUGCAGUGUUACUCCUCUUCCCUAUCACAGAAAAGUAUGAAGUGUUCAGGACAGAAGAGGAAGAAAAAAUAAAAUCUCGAGGACAAGAUGUUACAUCAUCAGUGUAUUUCAUGAAGCAAACCAUCAGCAAUGCCUGUGGGACGAUUGGACUAAUCCACGCCAUUGCAAACAACAAAGACAAGAUGCACUUUGAAUCUGGAUCAACAUUGAAAAAAUUCCUAGAGGAGUCUGUGUCAAUGAGUCCUGAAGAAAGAGCCAAAUACCUGGAGAACUAUGAUGCUAUUCGAGUUACUCAUGAGACCAGUGCACAUGAAGGUCAGACUGAGUCCUCCUCGCCAUCCUCAUCACAGCCUCAUUCUAGCCACUGCAGAACGAAGGCCUCAUCAUUGUGUCACCAUGCAUCCCUGCCCUGGGUCAAACGUAACCAUGUAGGCCCUGCAAAGGCUACCAGUCCAUCUCUCCGUCUUCGUCGCUGGCGACCCUUCUUACGCCUGCCAUCUUUGGGUCUCCAUUCUGUUGCACCAAGUAUAGAUGAAAAAGUAGAUCUUCAUUUUAUUGCGUUAGUUCAUGUAGAUGGGCAUCUCUAUGAAUUAGAUGGACGGAAACCAUUUCCAAUUAACCAUGGGAAAACUAGUGAUGAGACAUUGUUAGAGGAUGCCAUAGAAGUUUGCAAGAAGUUCAUGGAGCGUGACCCCGAUGAGUUAAGAUUUAAUGCCAUUGCUCUCUCGGCAGCAUAGCUUCUCCACAGAAAUACCAACUACUGUAUUAUCUGCAACAAAAGUUACAUUUAUGCUGCCAUAACUAACUCAAAAUUUUUGAUAUUUUCAUUAACUUGACGGAUUAAACUUUAUGUGAAUAAACUUUGACAUUACCCGUG